Molecule: messenger RNA, 1253 nt
Organism: Gigantopelta aegis
Lineage: Eukaryota; Metazoa; Mollusca; Gastropoda; Neomphalida; Peltospiridae
Product: epidermal growth factor receptor-like
Exons: 9
Coding region: 124-1083 (319 amino acids)
Source: RefSeq, a predicted model, not a curated record
UGCGAUACGAUUCGUGCUUUUUUAAAAUUAUUAUUAACAGUUUGGUAAGUUGAAUAAAUUAGAGCAGUAAAAAUACUAAUUGGAAAUAUUCUUCUAUAGUUCCGAUAAGAUAUUCUUAUAUUUAUGACAGUGAAUAUGAAAAGGACUCUCGUAACAGUCGUUCUCGUCGCCUUCAUGUUCACCUUCCAGCCUGUUACAGUGGAAGGCAAAACGACAGAACCCACAGAGAAAGAUAAAGUUUGUAAAGGAACGCACAAUGGUCUGAAUCUUAUCGGGUCCCCGGCAUAUCACUACAAGAGAAUACAGCGGAUCUUCACGGGUUGUACGUACAUCGAGGGUAACCUAGAACUGACGCAUCUAAUCGACCCUAACGUCGAGUACGACCUGUCGUUUCUUAGUAACAUCAGAUACGUCACCGGGUACGUGAUCGUUGUCAUCGUUACGCAAGUUGACGCCGUUCCAUUGGACAGUCUGCAGACGAUACGCGGAGACGAGUUAUUUCCCAUGACAGGAUCCGGGUACAGUCUGCUUGUGGCCUUGAACUACGAUGCCCAGGACAAAAAACGCGGAUUACGGGAACUCCGUCUGUCAUCACUAACAGAUAUCAGUGGCGGCGAUGUCAUGUUUUUGGGGAAUCCCCUCCUGUGUUACGUGAACAGAAAUAGGUGGGAAGACAUCACUGGAGACAAAACCAAACUAAACUUUAAAAACUCCCACUUAGGAGAUCCACCUCUCUCUGACAGAUGUAUUCCCUGUUCGCCUUACUGUCAGAUCGACCAAACUCGUCGUUGUGUGGGACAGAACCAAGAAUGUGAGAAAGUGGUAGAUUACAUCCAGUUAAAGAAUACCUUUAAAAGCGUUGAUGCGGCUAAAAGUUCAUCGGCGGGUAUCCACUCGGCGUCAACGUUUAUGGUCGUCUUCUACACCAUUAAUGCCAUACUUGCCGCAACCCUGCAGUUCCAUUUCGAUAUUUUCCUAAUAAGCUACGAAAGAAGUCUUCGCAUGACCUGUUUUAAAAACCUUCUGUGUGGCCAAAUGAGGUUAAUAUCAUCAUCCAAUGUUCCUGGCAAUAGGCUACUUUAAAACUGUCAACAUUCUAAAUAUCACACUCCCCAAAAGUUGUUAAAACUGUCAAAUCAAACCUACAAUGUUGUAGUCUUACGGAAGAAGACACUAGGGGAGGGGGAGGGGGAGGGGGGGGGGAGAGAGAGAGAGAGAGAGAGAGAGAGAGAGAGAGAGAGAGAGAGAGAGAG